Messenger RNA from Dipodomys ordii (Ord's kangaroo rat), 2411 nucleotides. RefSeq names its product sideroflexin 3 (gene Sfxn3). The record is from RefSeq and is a predicted model, not a curated record. Gene Ontology annotation, molecular function: monoatomic ion transmembrane transporter activity. Gene Ontology annotation, biological process: serine import into mitochondrion; monoatomic ion transport. The coding region runs from base 245 to 1210 and encodes 321 amino acids. Gene Ontology annotation, cellular component: mitochondrial inner membrane. The transcript has 11 exons. NCBI's taxonomy places the organism in Eukaryota, Metazoa, Chordata, Mammalia, Rodentia, Heteromyidae.
AGAAGCCGUGUAGGGUUUGGUCCGGGUGAACUGGGCAGGGGGACAUUGCCCCCAAAAGACAUCCCGGCUCUGCCAACCUCUUGGCGGGCUGGGCAAAGAAGCUUGGGGUGCCUCCGCCCCUCGCGGCUGCUUAGCGUCAUGCGUGACGUCCCCCGUGAAGGCUGGGAGGGCCAACGCCAGCAGAGAGGAAGGCAGAGAGGAAGGCCGAUCUGAGAGCUGCGGAGUCUGAACCCCGGAAAACGAAAUGGGUGACUUGCCCUUAAAUAUCAACAUCCAGGAACCUCGUUGGGACCAAAGCACUUUCCUGGGCAGAGCUAAGCAUUUCUUCACUGUUACAGAUCCUAGAAAUCUGCUGCUGUCUGGAGAACAGCUGGAAGCUUCCCGGAACAUUGUGCAGAAUUAUAGGGCUGGUGUGAUAACUCCGGGGCUCACCGAGGACCAGCUGUGGAAGGCCAAGUAUGUGUAUGACUCUGCAUUCCAUCCGGACACGGGAGAGAAGGUGGUCCUCAUUGGCCGAAUGUCAGCCCAGGUGCCCAUGAACAUGACCAUCACAGGCUGCAUGCUCACCUUCUACAGGCAAACCCCAACUGUGGUGUUCUGGCAGUGGAUCAAUCAGUCCUUCAAUGCUGUUGUGAACUACUCCAACCGCAGUGGCGACGCACCCAUCACUGUGCAGCAGCUGGGAACAGCUUAUGUGAGUGCUACCACUGGGGCUGUGGCCACAGCUCUGGGACUCAAAUCCCUCACCAAGCACCUACCCCCCUUGGUUGGCAGAUUUGUGCCCUUUGCAGCUGUAGCUGCUGCCAAUUGCAUCAACAUUCCCCUGAUGAGGCAGAGGGAGCUGCAGGUGGGCAUCCCAGUGACCGAUGAGGCAGGUCAGAGGCUUGGCCACUCAGUGACUGCAGCCAAGCAAGGAAUCUUCCAGGUGGUGGUAUCAAGAAUCUGCAUGGCAAUUCCUGCCAUGGCCAUUCCCCCAGUGAUCAUGGACUCUUUGGAGAAGAGAGAUUUUCUGAAGCGCCGUCCCUGGCUGGGGGCACCUCUGCAGGUGGGACUGGUAGGCUUCUGCCUGGUGUUUGCCACCCCGCUGUGCUGUGCCCUGUUCCCCCAGAGGAGCUCCAUACAUGUGACCAAGCUGGAGCCAGAGCUGAGAGCUCAGAUUCACAAGCAAAACCCCAGCAUCGAGGUGGUUUACUACAACAAAGGGCUUUGAAGAGGGUCAGCCUUUGUCCCCUCCUUCCCUCCUUGGCCUGAUGUUUUGGUGCCACCUUGCCAUCUCUGCCACUUGUCCAUCUGCCUAGUUUUGGGCAGGGGGCUUAGUAGGGAAGCAGCCAUUAAGACCAGCAAUCUGCUAGGCUAGGGAAGGUGCCCUGUAAGCCUUUUUCUCUCCUCUCUGGUUUCAAAGAGAAGAAUAACAUAACCUUUCCCUUUGUGCUUGUCUCUACAUGUAUACAUACAUGACACAAGCAUCUUUCUAAAUUUGAUCCUAGACACUAAGAGUAGACAUGUAUCAGAACAUCCACAGAAUGUCAGGACAGAGUCUGAGGGACAUAAGCAGGCCAAACUGGGACAAAUCCUUCAGGUUUCUGAUACCUGGCUCUCAAAGCUGCCUCAGGAACUGGCCUGACAGAGAAAGCAGUGUUGGGAUGAGGCAGGCAAAAGGCUUGUGAAUCCUUCUGACCAUUCCCCAUAUCCUGGAAAGCUCCAUUCCCUCUCCUCUAUCAGAACAAAGGAGUCAGUAUCUUGUUCUUGCUGCCUCCCCAUGUCUUCCACACUUAGUGUAGGUGCCUUUAUGUACAACGUUAGAUCUUAGUCUGCUGGGAUGACAUGGCCUCAAACAGAAAUCCUACACUCCCAUAUUCCUCUCCCCCCCUGAAAGCUGCCACUACUCACAUCAUUCAUAGAGGGAGACUCAUAGAGUACAAGUACUCCAGCUCCACAGGCCUCAUAUGUACAAUCUAAAGACAAGAAAUUCUGUGUUCCAUUGACUUUUCUUACAAUCGCUAACAACCCCUCUUAGCUUCUUUCGUUUCUUUUCUUCUUGUCUUUUGGAAGUGUGUGGCAUUAGACUCAGGCCUCACAUGUGCUAGGCAACUGCUCUACCGCUGACCUACAUACUCUCAGCCUUUCCCUCUUUUGCUUAAGGCCUGGCCUUGCCUUUUUCAUCAAGGCCCUGUUGGCUAGACCAAAUGGAAGAUAGGUUUGGGGAUGGCAUAAGGUGUGGUGUUUCUAGUCCAGAGUGUAAUUAGAUCUCAACUCUGGCCUCUAUGACUUCUGGCUAAAGAGGUAGAUGAGGACAGAUGAAAAGACUCCAGUGGUAUCCUGAAACCACUCUCCUGCUCCUCCUAACCCAUUUCCUCCCAGUGAUAACAGCUGUGAUACCAUGGUGAGUCAAUAAAUUGUAAGCCUGUCUA